Parastagonospora nodorum SN15 is the source of this 324-nucleotide messenger RNA. RefSeq lists its product as hypothetical. NCBI's taxonomy places the organism in Eukaryota, Fungi, Ascomycota, Dothideomycetes, Pleosporales, Phaeosphaeriaceae. The record is from RefSeq and is a predicted model, not a curated record. The transcript has 2 exons. Bases 1 to 324 code for a protein of 107 amino acids.
AUGGACACGUCGUCGAGGAGGCCCAGACCGUCUCCAAUGACGAGCGCACCGCCACAAGUGUGGCUGUGUGCGCGAGAAUUGAGGCUGCAGCGGGCAGUCGACCACUCCCAGCGACGACACGUUCGCUUUGGCUGCACGAGCAAUACGUUAAAGCAAGUGAGCAUGUAUGCGGCGAGACGCCGCCCGCAUAUGCGGCCACAUUCGCCUAGCGCUGGCCCAGGGGCUGCCUGUGAGCUGGCGAUGCGCCGGCCAACACUCUUCGCUGGUUCCGCUUUCCCCGUGUUGCAAGCGAAUGCCAGCGCGAAUUGUCGCAAGUCACGAUAG